UUAUUAUUGAAAUAGUAUGUCAUGAACUUCGUCCUCCAAUUGAUACAAAUGCACCUAAAGGUUAUAUUGAUUUAAUGCAAAAAUGUUGGCAUUUUGAUCCAAGUGAAAGACCAACUGCUGUUGAAUUACAAAAAAAUAUUGAGAAUAUUUCGGUUAAAGAGCCAUGUAGUAAAACUAAAAUUAUGAGAUCAUCAGAUAUUGGACCUAUAACAACAAAUAAUUUACACAAAAAUAGUCUUUUAAGCGAAAUGAUAAAAUCUGCAGAAUCUAUUAUGAGUUUACUAGAUUAUUCAACCAAAUCACCCCAAAUCACAUGAAUCUGAUAUUAUUAAUUUUAGAAAAUCUAAUAAUGAUGGUUAUGUUCUAUAGAACUUGGAUUUGAUAUUUAAAAUUUCUCAAUAU
Messenger RNA from Rhizophagus irregularis DAOM 181602=DAOM 197198, 402 nucleotides. RefSeq lists its product as uncharacterized. Gene Ontology annotation, cellular component: cytoplasm. Gene Ontology annotation, molecular function: ATP binding; protein kinase activity. Lineage: Eukaryota; Fungi; Glomeromycota; Glomeromycetes; Glomerales; Glomeraceae. Gene Ontology annotation, biological process: protein phosphorylation; signal transduction. The record is from RefSeq and is a predicted model, not a curated record.